AAUCACGUGAAGUGGCACAAUAGUGAGUGUUUCCUGUCCACUCAUCACUACCCACAAACUAUAUCUCUCGUAUAUAUUUCAUGCCCUUCUAUAUAGUCUUUCCCUUUUAUCAAUACAAGAGCCAACUUUUGCUCCUUGCAAAAGAUUAAGACAAAGAUGGCUCUUUGUCUCCCAAUAAAUUCUCCUUCUUUCUCUCCCCUCCAUCUCAAAAUUUUCCCUUUACCCUUCUGAUCACCUCUCAGAUAUCUUUAUAUAUCUAUAUAUGUAUAUAUUCAUCAUCUCUCUCCCUUUUCCUCUCUCAUGCAUGUUCAUUAAUCAAACCUCAUAGUACCACUACACGUUGCCUCUCUGCUGUCUUUCUCAAGCUCUAGUCUUUUGAGAGAGGAGAUGGAGCUUUAGCUAGCCUAAAUUUACAUGUGUCAUUCUCAGAGCUCUCUUUGCUCUCUAGGUUAUAAUUCUGGUGCAAUUUACCUUAAAAAUAAUCAUGUUUCCCUCAAUCUCCAUUAACAAUGACAUUAACAAUACUGACCUAUUCUCUUAUGAAAUUGACCAGUCAAUUCUCUUAAAGCCUUUUCUCAGUGAAAUCAGCAUCCCCAAUUCCAAGCAAUUAGAUGACCCUCUUCUUUCUUUCUUCCAGCUCCCUUCCCCUUUUAUUCACUACUUUGAUUUUGAACUCCAAGACCCAGAACCCAAUUUUCUUCAACCAAGUCAUUCUAACCAUGAUGAGAUUUUACUUAACCAGCAGCAACAACAUGGGCAAUCCGGCUUAAUAAUGAUGGCUGAUCAUACUGCAUCAGAAACUGUCUCAAACAUGGCUGAUUCCAGCAAAAAUACUCAUCACUCCUUCAACAAUGGAAGCUUCUCAGCUUCCAAGGAUUGCAGAACCGAGAGCACGAAGCAGGUGAUCAGUACUCCAGACAGGAAGAGAUCGUGCAAGCGAGACCGGCACAGCAAGAUCAACACAGCUAAAGGGCCUAGAGAUCGAAGAAUGAGACUUUCCCUUGAAGUUGCUAAAGAGUUCUUUGGCCUCCAAGACAUGUUGGGCUACGAAAAAGCAAGUAAAACAGUUGAAUGGCUGCUAAUUCAGGCAAGAACCGAGAUCAAGAAACUAGUGAAAAGCUUUCCUGGAAGGACUAAUUACAGCUGCAGUACUGGUGCAUCUUCCACUUCUGAGUGUGAAGUAAUCUCCGGGAUCCUAAACUCAGGCACCCACAAAAGAAACAAGGCGAAAGAGACUGAUAUUAGUCUCUUGGCGAAAGAGAAGAAGAUUAAACAAUUGCGGAAACGUGCCUUUUGCCCUCUUGCGAAGGAUCUGAGGGCGAAGGCGAGGGAAAGAGCAAGGGCAAGGACAAGGGAGAAGUUUUGGAAUCGAAAAUUGGACGAAGAAUCGAAGCUUCGUGGUGAAGAUCAGGCCAAAGAGAAUUAUAUGAAUAACCAGUUAGCAGCAGCAGGUUCUUUGAGUGACCAUUUUGAGGUUGCAGGUGAUCAAGAAUCUGGUACUCAAAGACAUAGCAAUGUGAAUCUUUCUCCGAAGAUGAUAGUGCCUGAAGUUGAAGAAGAAAUUAUUAACCCUCAAAAGGGUCAUUUAGGGAUUCAAGAAGCUGCCAUGGUUGAUGAAUCUUUGGUGAUCAUGGACAAAUACUGGAGUCCAUCUUCCAUCGAUCUCAAUUAUCUGCACCACAAUGGAAUUUCCCAAGAGCAUCAAAUUGGAGAUUUUCAAUUCUUUGGCAAAUCAUGGGAGAACUAUGACAGUCAAAAUCUGUAUGUUAAUUAGUACAUAUAUAUAUGGUAAUUAUUCUCUUAUAACAUAAAUAUAUGUACUCCUUGUAUAUGCCAAGUGGAUAUAUAUAAACAUUUAUGGCUAUAUAUAUAGGAGAAUGUUUUCUUAGUACUCUUGGAGUGUAACGUAUGUAUAUGUCAAUUGUGGAAGAUUCUUCUUGCUCUUUUUCUCAAUAAUUAAUUGUGU
This is a messenger RNA of Carica papaya (papaya), 1966 nucleotides long. The record is from RefSeq and is a predicted model, not a curated record. Lineage: Eukaryota; Viridiplantae; Streptophyta; Magnoliopsida; Brassicales; Caricaceae.